GAGAUAUUGUAAAAAGCUACAAACUUUCAUUUGUAAUAUAAUUCGAGCUACGAUAAUAUGAAAAAAAAUAAUGCCUGGAAGCGAUAUAAUUCUAGGAAAGCAUUUCUUGACAAGUUUCGUGAUGGGGAGGAGCUUUCCCGUGACGUCACACUCAGCUGGUGAAACGACGUCCGGUUUGCCUCGCAAUGCAAACCGGGUAAUAAAGUAGAUACAGGAGAUCUAAAAUGGCGGCACUGGUGGAAGGACAACAAUAUGGUCUUUCUUCGCAGGGGAAUUUUUCAAAUAAUAAGACAUUAAUAUUUGUUAAAUUAACGGAUUCUGCCAUAAGAGCCAUAGAAGAUUGCAUAAAAUAUCAAGUCAGUUCUUCGCCAAAACCUACGAUCCAAUUCCAGUCCAACCAAGGGGUUAUCAGUAUUCCAAGGCCUUCAAGUCCAAACAGUAAGCAAUCCUUUGGUUUUAGUUUAUCCAGUAUUGAUGCAGAUGGUCCACAGGGCAGCUUUGAAUGUUUACAGCAGUCUGGGUCAAGGUCACUACAGUCCCUUGGCUGCAUGCUGUACAGAAUGCACAUACAGGCUAAUGAGGAUAGUUAUGAAAAAACGAAAGUCAAAAUGGCCGUGGUGGAACAAGAAAGUAAAAAGAACUGUACCAAAGUUAUCAAAGCCUCAGGACCAUAUGUGGGUAGGAAAGUGAAAGUGAAAAGAUCUAUAGGAUCAAUACCACCACCCAAGCCUCCCAGUCCACAACCAUAUACAGCUAGACCUAUAAAUAAACCAUUGUCAACCAUAAAUAGCAGCAAUGGACAUGUAAAUCAUUCCAGUAAUAACAAUAAUGUCAAUUCCAGACAGUUUUCCUAUAAUAAAAAUGGAAAUCCAGACAUUAUGAGAAAAUCUUAUAGGGAGAGGAUAAUACAUCUUCUAGCCUUAAGGCCAUAUAAGAAACCUGAAUUGUUAACUAGGCUUAUGAAAGAUGGUGUUAAGGAAAAAGAUAAAAAGAGUUUAGGAGUUAUUUUAAGUCAAGUGGCUACUCUUAAAGACAACACUUACUCUUUGGCUCGCCAUAUAUGGAAUGAAGUUCAAGAUGAUUGGCCAUUUUAUACUCCUGAAGAACUUGAAAUGAUGAAAAGGAAAAAACCUCAAAAUUUAACACCGCCAAAUGAAAAUGGUAAUCACUCGCCAUCUACGACUCAGCCAGGAAACUCGCCUGCAUUACAAAAAAGGCCUCCUCCUCCUCCUGCUACUAUUUAUGAACAUCAACCAUCAAAGAAACAAAGGAUAUCUCAUUAUAAUAAACUAGAAAGCCAUAAUAUAAAUUCGCACAGUUCUGGAUCCAUUACAAAACCAGACUCAUCAGCUUCAACUAUUAUGAAACCCGAUUCGCUUUCUCACUCUAGAAAAGACUUGUCUUCUAAUGGAUAUGUCCGAAAUAAUUGGAAUAAUUCUUUAAAAUCUGAUCUAAUUAGUCAAAAGUCACCCCUUUCUGAAAAUAAUAGUCAUUUGAGAACCAAUAAUGCCACCAAUGGUAUGAGCCUACAUGGUCAUUCAGACCUCGAAAAAAAUCAUAAAAACUGGCCCGUGCUUCCUAAUAGCCGGUUUGAUUCAACAUAUCGGCCAGCGGAUUCUUCACAAAAUUACCUGUCUUCUAGACUCUCUCCAGAUUCCAAUACCCAUCACCAUACAGUUAGUUCAAAUCAUGAAAUUCAUAGUAAAAUGAAUGGUUAUAAGGAAGAAGAAAGGCAUAACAAAAUCAGGCGGCCAAAGGUCAGUUCAACUACCAAUGGUUCUGGUUCGGGGCAUUCAACUCCUGUAUCUAGUCCAGAAAGUAGGGACAGUUUGGAUUCUAAGGAUUCAAAUAGUCAUAACUAUUCGCCAAUAACUUCCAAUAAUGAUAUACCAGAGUACAUGAAGACAUAUGUGGUCAUAUCAAAUGGGGAACAACGGGCUCGGUAUAAGGCCGACUUCAAUACUGAAUAUACUGAAUAUUUAAAUCUGCAUUCUGCGAUAACUAGUGUAUCCAAUAAAUUUGCUGCACUUGAUGACAGUUUCCAUAGGUCAAAGAAAGGAUCUGAUGAAUGGCAUCGGAUACGAAACCAAAUUUUAAAAGAAUAUGAAGAAAGUCAGAAAGAUCGGAAGUAUCAGGAGGCUAAGUGUCGUUUUCUAUACUUGCAUGACAAGCUCUCUCAUAUCAAGAGGCUAGUGGCUGAGUACGAUCAAGCCACGCAGACCAUGAAGUCGUAGCAGUUGCCACCAAGUUUUCUCUUUGACCACUCGGGAACAUAAAUAAGUAAAUAAAAGAAACGUGAUCGAACUAGAUAAAUCAGGAGCAGUCAUUCCUUUUGUUCAUUGCCCCUGUUUUUUGUGAAAAAUUGUACUUGUACUGUAAACAAAGGAAAAAAAAAACAGUAUUUUGUUUGCUGUAUUUUGUAAAUUUGGUCAGUGAUAAUACGGAGACAUUUUAACUUAAUUUCCCUGUGAAGAAAUAUUCCAUGUGUUUGGAUAUGUGUGAAUAUAAAAAAAAGUUUGCAUGAGUGAUUGGAUUGUGUGGUAGUCCCUCCUUCUGCCAUUUUACAUUUGUUCAUUUCCUCUUUUUCACUGAAUGAUCUACAAUUUGGACCAGAGUCAUGCUUGAUAGCAGAUAGCUAAGUGUCACAUGGCCAAAUUAAUGUAAUGAGGGCUGACUGUGCCACACUGCCAAACACUAAUGUUAAAUGUUCUUACAUAGACACUGUUAACUUUUUAAAAACAAAAAUCCAGAAAAUGAAAAUUGUUAUCAAAAACUGUGUUUGUUGGGAGAAAAUCCUAAUGUGUAAAUAGUCUUUAAUUCUGAUAUUUUGUAUUUAUAGAAUCCAAUUGAAAGGUCUGUGGUGUAUUACCAAAAAUAUAUACAUUAUAUAUAUAUAUAUCAAAAAUUGAAAAAAAAUUAAAGUUGGAAUUUAAAAAUUUUUAGAAUCGGUUGACAAAACAUUAAAUUUGUUUGCAUGGAAAUCUUUUUAAAAAUUUACUUAUUAUGGUUAAAAAAGAAUUAUAUUUAAAUUGACAAAUUUGUUUAGUUUUAAAAAGUUAAAAUUGUUUUUAGUGACGACAAACUUUCAAAAACAAAGUUAAUCUUGCAAUACUUGGAGGAUUGAUAAUCCCAUUGUUAUUUAAAAGUGCCAAUAUAUUGUUCUCAAAAAUUUAAGUUUAUGCCAGAGUCUAUUGAGCAAAGUUUUUCGAAACAAUACCUACACUGCACUUACGAAUUUGCACAAGUUUGAGAAACUGCCAUGGGUUUUUGGUAAAGCUCCACUAGACCACAUUUGUUAUCUUGGCAAACGAGAUAAUAAUUUUAACUAGAGGGUUUAGAAAUUUGAUAAAUUAUUUUAUACUAUUUCAAAAUAUUAUUUAAAAAAAAUACCGAUAAAUUUUGUUCUGUUACCUUUAUUGUGCUUGGCAUUCAGAUUACGUUAAUCAUCGUAUCUGCCAAAGUUGUAAAUUAUUUGUAGAGUUAAGAGAUCUGAUACUUAUUCUUUAAAUUAUUUAUAGUAGUAGUGUUUCCUUCCAGUUAACACUUCCAAUAUUAGGAAGAAUUUUUUUUCAUUUGAAACAAUUCUUGGAUUAUGGAAAAAUCAUCCAGGCAUUUCAACAAUGAAUUAGUAAAAAUAAUUUUUCUUUUUUUAAUGAAAAAAGAUGCUAGUCAACUGCAACUAAAGUGAUCCAAUGGCUACUUUCCAUGUAAAUUUUUCCUUUAUUGCAUUUUUUAUUUUAUUAUUAUUAUUAUUAUUAUUAUUAUUAUAUUAUAUUAUUAUUAUUAAUAUUAUUAUUUACUUUUUGCCUGACUUUCAAAGUCAUUUGUCUACUUUAAGAUAAUAGAAUUUAAAGUGUAGAAGGAGAAAGCCAUUGACAUUCUACCAGUUUGCUAGCUCAUUGAUGACCUGUGUCCAAUUUUGAAAAUUAAUAGUUGCCUGGAAAUGUAAUGAUUUGCAACAAUUUGAAAAGUGGCUGUGUUAGACUUUAAGGUGGUAAUUUGCUCAUCGUUUUUUUUUUUUUUUUUUUUGAGGAAAGAAUUUAAAAUAUCCAUUCUAAACGAUUAUUUAUGUUGACGAUCGGAACGGUUAAACGACUCAAUCCCAUAGGCUUUUUUUUUCUUUAUUUUUUGUAAUUUCUUCCGUGCGCAAACUUGAUGAAUGUGCCUUUCUUUAUGCUGUAAUAUAUUGUCUUGUCUGUGGGGAAGCGAAAGGGAAGUAAUCUUUGUGAUUCUUCUUCCUCUUUCUGGUUUCUUCUUCCCCCUUCGGUUUUAUUGAAGGACCAAAACAAAAUUAUUUUUCUCUUUAAUUUAUCAAGCCAGGGAUGAACUGUUUCCUAUAAAAUUAUACUGUAGGUGUUAUAUAAAUGCUUUAUUGCCAAUAUUUAAUCUGUUGCCUUCAUCUAGUACUUAGCAGCAUAUAAAAAAAGACAAAAAAUUUUGGAAAGUAAUAAUUCACAUACUAUGCAUCCACAUUUGUAGGCUUACAAAGCUCUAUGCAAUGUUAAAACUGCAUAUUUAUAAAUAAAUAAAAAGUUAAGUGUAAAAUGGGCAUUCAGUUUGUAGUGUUUCUCUUGACAAAUAUUUUUCUUUUAUUAAUAAUUUUUAUUAUUAUUUAAUCCCCUCCUUCCUUUGGUGGACUUUGCUCAAUACAAAUUAUAUUCUUGGCAAGUUUUGAAAAUUCACUUUUAUGAAAUUUUGAUGGGCUUAGUCCCAUGUGAUCUAGAGAUGCACUCGGAGAAUGGAAGGCGAAGAGAAUGCCCAUAGAAGGAUUGUUAUUUGUCUAUGUAGUACUAAUGUUAAAAAAGGGGGUUUUGUGGCCUAAUGUUCAUGUCAAGUUGCAUAUCAAGUGCCAUUACCAGAUCUGCAAGCUUUUAUGCAGCUGGGGAAGCGAUUUAAAAUUAUGGUUGUAUAAUUUCAUUCUGGAUAACUUCAGAGCUAAAAAAAGGGGGAUUAUUGUAAAAAUAAACAAAUAUAUAUAUACAUAUAUAUAUAUUAUAAUAAUAAAAAUUCCCUGUGUAUAGUGUGAAAAUAUUUAGAAAAAUGUUUUAUGGUGCUUUUCUGAUGACUGCAGCCUUCAUAUUAAUUAAAACUAAAAUUUACUUGGUUUCAAUAAUUUAGGCCUUACAUACAACAUUCUUAAACAGAAAUAAGACAAAAAAUAAAUUUUCUUGUGGUGUCCUUUGGUAAGGAGUUAGGUCACACAAACAGUAUUGCAUGCUUUCCUCACUACCACAGUUCACCAUAAUAAUAAUGUAAUUAUGAGGAGAGCUGCACUAAUCAUAAAAGCAUCAUAACUGCCGCUCCAAAGUUGGAACGGUAGUUUGGUUGGAAAACCAAACGAAUGUACACAAGACAUGAAAAUAAAUGACCUACUGCAUGCAG
Centruroides sculpturatus (bark scorpion) is the source of this 5382-nucleotide messenger RNA. It is a transcript of the gene Su(Tpl), whose product is annotated as RNA polymerase II elongation factor ELL-like. Gene Ontology annotation, cellular component: transcription elongation factor complex. Gene Ontology annotation, molecular function: cis-regulatory region sequence-specific DNA binding. Gene Ontology annotation, biological process: transcription elongation by RNA polymerase II; snRNA transcription by RNA polymerase II; positive regulation of transcription elongation by RNA polymerase II. NCBI's taxonomy places the organism in Eukaryota, Metazoa, Arthropoda, Arachnida, Scorpiones, Buthidae. Bases 225 to 2234 code for a protein of 669 amino acids. The transcript has 13 exons. The record is from RefSeq and is a predicted model, not a curated record.